Lynx canadensis (Canada lynx) is the source of this 954-nucleotide messenger RNA. RefSeq names its product putative olfactory receptor 52P1. Gene Ontology annotation, biological process: G protein-coupled receptor signaling pathway. Gene Ontology annotation, cellular component: membrane. Bases 1 to 954 code for a protein of 317 amino acids. Lineage: Eukaryota; Metazoa; Chordata; Mammalia; Carnivora; Felidae. The record is from RefSeq and is a predicted model, not a curated record. The transcript has a single exon. Gene Ontology annotation, molecular function: G protein-coupled receptor activity; olfactory receptor activity.
AUGGCAGACAAUGCUACACAUAGCUACAUCUCAUCUUUUUUCCUGGUUGGUAUUCCUGGUUUGCAAGAUUUUCACUGCUGGAUUGGCAUCCCCGUCUGCCUCCUGUUUGCCCUGGCCCUGCUGGGGAACAGUGUAAUCAUCAUCACCAUCAAACUAGAACCAAGCCUCCACCAGCCUAUGUAUUUCUUCCUUUGUAUGCUGGCAGUGAAUGACAUGGCUCUUGCCUCUUCCACGGCCCCCAAGAUGCUUGGUAUCUUCUGGAUGGAUGCACAUUGGAUUGACUUUGACACCUGCCUGACACAGUUGUAUUUCAUUCACACAUUCUGCAUAAUUGAAUCAUCCCUCUUGGUUGCCAUGGCCUUUGACCGCUAUGUAGCUAUUUGUAUCCCAUUGCGUUAUACAACCAUUCUGACAACACCAAUGGUCAUUAAAAUGGGUCCAGCUAGUAUGACCCGAGCUAUCCUUAUGGUUUUUCCAGGUCCUCUUCUUAUUAAAAGGCUACCAUAUUAUACUAAAUAUGUCAUCAAUCAUGCCUACUGUGAGCACAUGGCUGUGGUGAAGUUGGCCAGUGCCAACACCCUCAUUAACAGAGUGUACGGAAUCUCUGUGGCCCUUUCAGUGAUGGUGUGGGACCUAGGGCUCAUAGCCGCAUCCUAUACCAAAAUCCUCCAGCCAGUCUUCCGGCUGUCUUCCCAGAAUGCCCGCUCGAAAGCGCUGGGCACCUGUGCUGCCCAUGUGUGCACUAUACUUGUCUCCUACACCCCUGCACUGUUUAGUUUCCUAACUCACCGCAUUGGCAAGAAGGUACCUCCAAGCAUUCAUAUAAUUUUUGCGAGUUUGUAUCUUUUGGUGCCUCCCGCAGUCAAUCCCCUGGUGUAUGGCGUCAAGACCAAGCAGAUUCGUGACCGAGUGGUUGGUCUCUUCUUCCCAAGCAAGAAGAUUUCUGGAAACUAA